Messenger RNA from Marmota flaviventris (yellow-bellied marmot), 6770 nucleotides. RefSeq names its product nuclear receptor subfamily 6 group A member 1 (gene Nr6a1). Gene Ontology annotation, molecular function: sequence-specific DNA binding; DNA-binding transcription factor activity; zinc ion binding. Lineage: Eukaryota; Metazoa; Chordata; Mammalia; Rodentia; Sciuridae. The record is from RefSeq and is a predicted model, not a curated record. Gene Ontology annotation, biological process: regulation of DNA-templated transcription.
GGGGCCGUGCGUGGCAGCGGCGCGUGACGUCAGGGGAAGGAGCUGGCCAGUGCUGAGGGGGCGCGGCGCGGAGGGGCGCGGAGGGGUGCGGAGCCGGGUGGCUCGGGGCCCAGAGAGCGCCGCGGCCGGUAGCCAGCCGGCUCCUGACAGCCCCCCUCCCCCCGGUGGACGACGACGACGACGACGACGAGUGCGCCGGUCAUGGCGGAACAGCGAACCCAGCGCGGUCCCUGAGCACCUCCGCAUGGAGCGGGACGAACGGCCGCCUAGCGGAGGGGGAGGCGGCGGGGGCUCGGCGGGGUUCCUAGAGCCGCCAGCCGCGCUCCCUCCGCCGCCGCGCAACGGUUUCUGUCAGGAUGAGUUGUCAGAGCUUGAUCCAGGCACUAAUGAGGAAACUGACAGUUUAACACUUGGCCAAGGUCACACAGCUGUUUCUGUUCCAGAUGAUCGGGCCGAACAACGAACCUGUCUUAUUUGUGGGGACCGUGCUACAGGCUUGCACUAUGGGAUCAUCUCCUGUGAGGGCUGCAAAGGGUUCUUCAAGCGGAGCAUUUGUAACAAACGGGUAUAUCGAUGCAGUCGUGACAAGAACUGUGUCAUGUCUCGGAAACAGAGAAACAGGUGCCAAUACUGCCGCCUACUCAAAUGCCUCCAGAUGGGGAUGAACCGGAAGGCUAUCAGAGAAGAUGGCAUGCCUGGAGGCAGGAAUAAGAGCAUUGGGCCAGUCCAGAUAUCAGAAGAAGAGAUCGAAAGGAUCAUGUCUGGACAGGAAUUUGAGGAAGAAGCCAAUCACUGGAGCAACCAUGGUGACAGCGACCACAGUUCCCCCGGGAACAGAGCUUCAGAGAGCAACCAGCCCUCCCCAGGCUCCACAUUGUCCUCCAGUAGGUCUGUGGAACUAAACGGAUUCAUGACAUUCAGGGAUCAGUACAUGGGGAUGUCUGUGCCUCCACAUUAUCAAUACAUACCACACCUUUUUAGCUAUUCUGGCCACUCACCACUUCUGCCCCCACAAGCUCGCAGCCUUGACCCACAGUCAUACAGCCUGAUUCACCAACUGAUGUCAGCUGAGGACCUGGAACCAUUGGGCACACCCAUGUUGAUCGAAGAUGGAUAUGCUGUGACACAGGCAGAGCUGUUUGCCCUGCUCUGCCGCCUGGCCGAUGAGCUGCUCUUUAGGCAGAUUGCCUGGAUCAAGAAGCUGCCUUUCUUCUGCGAGCUCUCAAUCAAGGAUUACACGUGCCUCUUGAGCUCUACAUGGCAGGAGUUGAUCCUGCUAUCGUCCCUCACAGUUUACAGCAAACAGAUCUUUGGAGAGCUGGCUGAUGUUACUGCCAAGUAUUCGCCCUCUGAUGAAGAAUUACACAGAUUUAGUGAUGAAGGGAUGGAAGUGAUUGAGCGGCUCAUCUAUCUGUAUCACAAGUUCCAUCAGCUAAAGGUUAGCAAUGAGGAAUACGCGUGCAUGAAAGCAAUUAACUUUCUAAACCAAGAUAUCAGGGGUCUGACCAGUGCUUCACAGCUGGAACAAUUGAACAAGCGAUAUUGGUACAUUUGCCAGGAUUUCACUGAAUAUAAAUAUACACAUCAGCCAAACCGCUUUCCUGAUCUCAUGAUGUGUUUACCCGAGAUUCGAUACAUUGCAGGAAAGAUGGUGAAUGUACCCCUGGAACAGCUGCCCCUCCUCUUUAAGGUGGUGCUGCACUCCUGCAAGACAAGUGUGGUCAAGGAAUGACCUGUUCCCUGCACCAGCCACAGCGCCUUGGAUAGGCAGGACAGGCUCCAGAGGAAAGAGCCAGAGAGACCAACAUGGAGGCUGUGCAGCUGUUGUUUCUAUUGCAGGAAGAGUUUUUUGUUUGUUUGUCUGUUAUUUUAACCUCAUUUUUCUAUAUAUUUAUUUCACGACAGAGUUGAAUGUAUGGCCUUCAACAUGAUGCACAUGCUUUUGUGUGAAUGCAGCAGAUGCAUUUCCUUGCAGUUUACAGAAUGUGAAGAUGUUUAAUGUUACAGUGUUGUCCUUGUAUAGAGAUAGUUCUUUUGUAUUUUGAGGGAGAGGGCAGGGUGGCUGAGAUGACUAUGUCCAUAGUGUUGACGAAGACGACUACCUCAAUGGAAAUGGGGGUGUGACCAUCCCUACUUUUUCCACAUUUUCUCACAGACUUAUACAUUUGUCUGUCAGAGAGCAAACUGCCUUUUUCUAGCCACAGACUUGUCAGGUAAAGAGUGCACCAAAGUGGUGCUGGGAGAAGUACUCAUUGAGAUGGGUGAGAUGCAGGAGAUGAGGAUUAAGCCAUCUCAUUUCUUUGAAAAAUAUGAAAGUUGAGAGUAGGCACAGUGACCACAUCUAAAGCAGAUGUCUUCCCACCCAAGAAGUCCUGAGGGCAGAAGACUGUCUGUCCUUACAUCCUGCUGCCCCCUCCCAUCACUAUCAAGUUUCUGCCACUGUCAACUUUUCAUCCAGGCAAAGUCCCAGCAAUAAGUCAAUCCAUAGGACUUGCCUACCAGCUCCCUUGGGCCUUACAGCUACCUAAUUUCCUUAUGUGGAUCUGCUAAGGCCUGUCUUCAUCAAUCUCCUUCCCUCUCCCAUAUAAAUUUGACUUCCUGUCAGCCCUUUGAAAAGCUGACUGAGCAGAAUGGCAGGUUUUCAAUACUGAUGCCCACUACUCAUUUUUUAUUAUUAUUUUCUUCAAAGGAUAGUGGGAUAAAGGCCAGGCUGCUGAAUGAAUAAAUACUCCUUCUUUGGAAUCCCCUGUUCCUCUCUCCACCCUACCCUACCCUCAUGACUGAAUCAAAAAAGUAUAGUCUCUUUUUUAAAUAAUGGAAAGGAUCAUUCGCCUAUCUGCUGAUCAGAAAUUUUUGCUCCUAAGUUUUAUUCCAAGUUCUCUUAAUCUCCCCAAAGUGAGGCCAAAUUUUCCCAGCGUCCCAGAACAAAAAGCCCAGAGUAGCCCCGCUUACCCCUUAGGUUGCCUGCUGACCAGGGCUUGAAGGGCUGGAGCCAAAAGCAUCUGGAAUGAAAGGGGUGGGGCCCUACACUACCUCAUGUUUCUAAGGGUCUGGCUGCUACCUCAGCAGAUAUGGCCUAGACCCCUUUAUUUUGCUACCUGCCCUACCUAAUUCCAGGACAUUUUUCUUGCCUCUUUUAACUUUUGGGCAGACAUCAGGUCUGUCUUGGAGCUCCUUCAGGAGUUUUUCCCUUCUCUGCCUUAAUACAGUGGCUGCUCCUGCCCACAACCAGGCACCUUCUUUUAUAGCUAGUGCAUCCUUGGGUGGGCUUGAGGGGCCCAUAGGACCUCCUUCUGCCUUCUGUUUGAUCAAAGGCUGUUGCUCUCCCCCAACUCAGCCUAGUAAACCUACCCAGGGGGCUGUGACAUCUUGUGCAUACUGAGUUGUCUGGGUUUGAUUGUAAUAUUUUCUUUCUGACAAAAUAUUACGGGUAUCAACAGAGUGAUGAUUUUUAUCCUUUGAUGGAUCUAAAAUUCAGAGCAUUAUUUCUCAGUUCUAUUUCCCUAACUGCUCUGAGAAAGAAAGAAAAGACAUAUCCCUCAGGAAAAGCUUCAACUAGCAUAUUUUUCAUAUAGCAAUGGGAAGAUUUGUGUGUGUUGUGUUUGUUUCUGUUUUUUUUUUUUUUUUUUUUGUAAGUUCACAGUAUUUUUCUUGUUUUCCUGAAUUCUUUAUUUAACCAACUAGACCAUAUUCUUUGGCUACAGGUCAGAUUCCGGGCUGCCUUCCUCAAGAUGAGGAGACACAUAUCAGAGACCCUUCUCUAAGACAGCUCCUGUGUGCAGCAUCUUUCAUGGCUUAGACCUCCAUCUGUCAGAUUAUUAUUUUUUAAAUUGCUGUUAAAAUUAAGCAUUUUACCUAUUCUGUUGGGUGUCAAAGGAAAUUGCUCUUUGAUGAGGCAAGAACAUCUCUCUCCAAUAAUGUAGUAUUAAACAGAGCAAGUUGUUAAUUUGUGGAGUGGGGGAAAGGUUCUGCAAGUUGCCAUUGUAUAAAUCCAUUUUUACAAAUGUUUGCAGCAGAUUCCACAGAACAAAGAGCCCAUUCAUUGCCGAGAGCCCUGCAGAAUCUCUGAGCCAAGUGGCUGUGUGUUCCGAGCCGGAGCCUGACCUGUGGCCCGCCUUUAAUGUCUUCUGCACCCAGUCCUUUUAUGACGUGGGCUUCUUCUAAACAGGGUAAAGUGAAUGUGUUGCAUUGCAAACUCAGGUAUUAUGAGGAGAAGGUAGGAGUGUAGCUAGCUGUGGAGACAUUAGGUCAGCCACUAGAUGUAUUUGUGAAUUUGGUUUGAAGGACACAGAGAAAGGUUGGAGGGGGAGGUUUGGUAUGUUUGUUUUUUGCCUUUCUUCCCAUAAUGUUUGGUUAACAGGCAGCCUUUUUGCUAGUGGAAGAAGAAAAAAGUUGUACAUGCUGUCUCUGAUUCCUCUGUCUUCUGUCCUUUCUCUGAUCCCAGCCACCAAAAGCACUCAUUUUGAGUGAGAAUUUUCCCACCAUAAAAAUGUGACCCAGAAAGCUGUGUGGAAAGGAGAAUCCCACCUCCUUGCACUGUGUGGAAACAUGCAAGCUUUUUCCUUCUUUUCCUUUUGAACAUUUUCUUGACCCAAAACAAAAGUUUGGAAUUUUAGAGCUUCAUCUGUAAUUCAUGCUGUCCAGCUCCCUUUGCAGAUUUUUGGAGUUCUUUGCAAAGUUUAGUGGUCUUUCCCUUAAUCUGGAGAAUUCCCCCAAACCUGUCUAAAAGCACUCCACCUGGUUUAGAGGGCUCCCCACCCUGUGCACAGCCCACAAGUGAGGUGGGCAGGCCUCCAGGGAUAGAGGGAAACAGGCAGGAACCUCCCUAUUCUGAUACCCAGAACCUUAGCAGGGAUGGGGGAACUUAGGGAUCUCCAUGGCAUCACUGGAAGUCAUCCAUUCCACACCAGCCUGCUUCUGACCUUCCCCCACUUAUCAGGGGAGUGAGUGCCUGCCAUGGGCAGCAUCACCAGAUCCUUAAAACUCUGGCCUCUCUGGGUUGGCUGCCUUGCUUUGCUAUACCCAUUCUCCAUAAUUGUUUAUUCUUGAUUUCCUGGGAAAUGGAGAGAUGGAGAUAGACAACCUGGUAUGGGAAAUAUCUAAGCCAUGACCAAGGUUGGCCAGAAUAAAGGGACCCUGGUCUGCCAACAGGAAGUUGAGCUGUGAUUCCAAGUCUUUAGUUUUGGGCCUCUGAUCUAUGUGUUUUAUCCUUGUUGCUUUUUAAAUUUUUGCAAUUGUUUUAAGAAAUCCAGUCUUUCAGAUCAUCUCUUUUUUUAAACUUGAAAUUUUUCUUUAUUAACUUUUUUAAAGUUUAAAAAAAAAAAAACUGAAUUUAAAAAAAAAAAAAAAAAAACACUACUCUUACCCCCCCACACACCUGGAUCCACAAGGGUACCCCCACACUCCCUUCUGCCUCCACAGUUGAUCAUUCUCCCUUUUUCCUCAGCUGGAAGCAUCUAUGUCCAGCAUCUAUGAAAUGAUGUUUUAUCUGUGUCUCAGGAUGAGAAACGGCAAUCAUCCCACCAGGUGCUGGAAACUGGUGAGCCUUGAGGCAAGGGUUUCUAGGGCCAUAGCUCAGGGAUGUGUAUUUAAUUACAGGGUCCCCAGAAACCCCUGUCUUGGCUGCCACAAGCAACAUCUUCUCUUCUGGGCUUGGGAUCCAGGCCUGGACUGUUUUCUCAGAGGCAGGGGCCCCCAGAGAGCCUGCUGAGUGUGAGCAAGCUGGGGCUUCCUCUUUGGCCAGGCCUGGCCUACCUUGAGACUUGAAGAUUUCUGACUGUCCUGCGACAUGAGCCACAAUGGCCCUGCCUUUACCAGCAAAUAAACCUGGCCCCUUUGUUUAGACCUCCCUCUUCCAGGCCUGCAGCCCUCAGAAGUCAGCUGUAGGCUUGAGAGGGAGCUAGGAGGAAAGCCAGAGCCUGCUCCAAGCCUAAGAAAAAUGUCAUGAUCCUAAUGGACACUAGUCCUCCAAAUCCUGGAGCCAGCCCUUGCCGGCCAAAGGAUCCUCUUUGUCCUUUGAUGACCAUUGUUUUCUUUGCUGAAUGUCUUAUAAUAGGUGAUAAUAUUGUUGACCAAAUUUCCAUGGAAAAAAAAAGAAAAACUACCUCUUGUGACAUCCUGGUCGAUUCCUCUCAGAGGAAUCCUGUGGGAAAAGAAUAUUGUCGCUGUUUACAUGUUUCUAUCGGGGGAAAAAAAAACCCGCCUGCCCUGGGGUAUUGGUGUUUUUGUCUGUGUUGCCAUCCCAGGCCUGUGAUAGGGGCUGUGGCUGCAUUGUAAUGUCUGGGCUGUGUCUGGGGAGUCCUUCCCACCUGCCCGGCUAGGGCCAAGCCACCCCUUGAAGAGGCCUCCAUCUCUUUCUUGGGCUCCAAGGCAUAGGGAGCAUCACCUCCCACAAACACCACCUUCAGGGGCUUUGAUGGCACCUGCAUCAUGAGCCUAACCCAGGCAACCUACCCUGGAACCACUUCCACCUGCAGUCCUGUGUAGGAAUCGAGUAAAUGGGAUGUCUCUGAGCCCUUGUUCCCAAAGGGCCGGCCAAGGGCUGCCUGCCAGCUUGGCUCCAUCAACCCUGCAUGACCAAAUGAUAGUUGGCGGGCUCUGCAGGCUAUUCAGGCCCUCUGCUACCUCCCACACUUGCCUGCUGGCAAGGGAUGGGCCCUGUUCUGUGAAUUGACUACCUGUGGAAAUGUGACCAAUUAGUGUGAAAUGCAUGUUUAGCAAGUGUUAGGUACUGUAUUUGAACCAAUAAAUGUGAAUCCUUCUGCACAUGG